Molecule: messenger RNA, 1870 nt
Organism: Esox lucius (northern pike)
Lineage: Eukaryota; Metazoa; Chordata; Actinopteri; Esociformes; Esocidae
Product: heterogeneous nuclear ribonucleoprotein C
Exons: 9
Coding region: 390-1346 (318 amino acids)
Cellular component (GO): nucleus
Molecular function (GO): RNA binding
Source: RefSeq, a predicted model, not a curated record
AUAGCAAAACCUACUCCAACCGUUAAAUUAGCACCGAUGCAGCAAAAUGUAAAACGUUUGCAUGAGUUAUUCACAAUUGAAAGGUGUUGAAAAACGGGCUUUUCCUCUGAAGAUUACCAUCCCACCGUGACGUCUGGUAAAAUACUAUUAGGGUUGAUCCAGUCUCUUAACUGCAAGAAGACGACCCCAGUGCAAUAUUGGCUGAUUUUGGUGAACUAUAACCAUUUUAUCUUUAAGCUCCUGUAAGUCGUGGGGCGAAGUUCUGCGUUCUGAGAGGGUGCUGCUGGAGUUGUAGUUUUUGCUGAAAGCACUCAAGACACCUGCCCGCACACACUGGCCCUGCCCUCAGUGUCAAAGACUGACAGACGACUGCCCUGCACACAGACGCUAUGGAUCGGUCCCCCACUACCACCAGCCUGAUGGCCAGCAAUGUGACCAACAAGACAGACCCGCGCUCGCUCAACUCACGGGUCUUCAUUGGAAACCUCAACACGCUGCUGGUCACCAAGGCUGACGUGGAGGCCAUCUUCAGCAAGUACGGCAAGAUUGUGGGUUGUUCUGUGCACAAGGGCUUUGCUUUCGUCCAGUUCGCCAAUGAGAGGUGUGCCCGGGCUGCUGUAGGGGGCGAGGAUGGACGGAUGAUCGUGGGACAGGUGCUGGACAUUAACUUGGCUGGAGAACCCAAACCCCACAGGUCAAAGACGACAAAGCGUUCGGCCGGAGACAUGUACAGGUCUGAUUCAAUUAGUCCCACAUUUGAUUUGGACUAUGACUUCCAGAGAGAUUACUAUGACCGAGUGUACUCCUACCCGUCCCGCGUGCCCCCCCCUCCACCACCCACCCUGUCCCGUGCAGUGAUCCCUUCCAAGCGCCCACGGGUCAGCAUGACUGGGGGGGGGAGCCGCCGCACAAAGGCCAGUUUCUCCUCGUCCAAGAGCAGCCAGAGAGCAUCCUCAAGAACAAUGAAAACCGAUGACCUGCAGACCAUCAAAAAGGAGCUGACACAGAUUAAACACAAAGUAGACUACCUGCUGGAGAGUCUAGACCGCAUGGAGAAGGACCACGGAAAGAAAUCAGAUGGGAAGGGUGCAAAACCUGAACCUGGUGAGGUCUCAUCACUGCAGCACUCAAGCAACAAGAAGGAGGAGAGCAUUAAGAGGGAGAGAGAGAGGGAGAGCCAGGAGCUUAACGACUCUGAGGAGGAGGGUGACCUGUUAGAGGAGGAGGAGGAGGAGGUGAAGAGUCAAGAAAGGGAGGAAGAUGAUGAAGAGGAUGAGGAAGAGGAAGGGGAGCAUGUGGAUGGAGAUGACGACGGUGACAGCGUCAACGGAGAUGAGGACUCUUAAAACGGAUCGAUGCGCACCUGUACAAACAUACAUGGUUUCCAGUGGAACCUCCCAUCCUAUUUUAAUUCCUACACUACUAUUACUGAGGACAACAAACACCCACCAGCCCCCUUCCACUUUCCCACAGGUCUUUUAAUUUUAUUGUUUCCAUUUAGGUCCCAUUUCAGCCCCUUCCUAUCAUUGUGUUAAACAUUUAUCAUCAUACUGCAGCCAGGUACGUAGGAACUACAGUAGCUGUAGGUAAGGGUAUGAUGUGAUUUGCUGUGCUGCUGUUCCUCUUUUUGACCAGCAGGGAGCAGAAAUGUGUUUCCGACCAGAGUCACAGAUUGAACCAUCAGACUGGCUUUAGUAUUACUGGUUAUCAAGAGAUUACAACUUUAAAGAUUCAGUUAACAUUUGAAAAACUUUUUUAUUUAGAAAUUGGCCUUGUAUGUUCCUUAUUUUCAUGUCAUUUUUUUAUACUACUCGGUUUAAGUUGUACUGUAAUAAUAAAUUUCAAUUAAAUACUCAAUUGGGCAAACGCA